UAUGGUGGUAAAACAGGUUAAUAUUAGUAAACUAUAUAACACAUGUAUAAAAAUUUAACUUAUCUUAAACUUUUUAAUAUACAGUAAUUUAUUAUAUAAAAUUAAUAAACAUUAAAAAAUUACUAAAAAAAUCUAGCGAUUUGAAUUACAGAUAUGAUUAUAAUAAAUUAAAUACAAAAUUGUUUUCAUAUAUGUUGUUUCAUUCAUUAAAAAAAUUAGUUUAGCAAUCAAAUGCAAAUUCAAUUGGACAUAUAUAUAAUAAACAACAUAUAUAUGUGAUGAUUUUAAUUUACAGCAUGAAAAAUAUAAAAUUAUUAUAUUUGACAUAAUUAUACAAACAUUUAAAUAUGUGAGUAACAUUAAAAAUAUAUAAUAAAUAUGUAAAACAAAUAUUUAUAUAUAUAUAUAUAUAUAUAAAUGUGAAAAUAUAUACCCGCACGUUUGUGCGGGUGAAAAUCUAGUUUAAUAUUAAAAAGCUUAACGAGAUUUAGUUGGAGUAUUUUUAUUGAAUUAUUGCUAAAUCAAGAUUUAUAAUAUUUUCUUAAGGUAUAUAAAACAUAUAAACUUACAUCAUUUAGAAACAGAGUGAGCAUUAGUUUUUACUUUUCAACAUAGUUAAUUAAACUAAACUCAGGGUAGUCUAAACCUGUGGGAGGCUUGAUUUAUCGACCAACUCUGUUUGUUUUAUGAACUUUAACUUUGUUUGACAACAAUGAAAACACCACGAAAAAACUAUUCAAUCGUGUUGAAAAAAAAAAUGAAAAAAAAGAAAAAAAUCCAAAUCAAUUAUUUUUCAGGAUGGUGUUGACUUUUAAACAAAGGAGACGACAGUUUUCCAAGACCUCUGAUUCCAAUUGGCAAUUAGGUUCUUUUUUUCUGAGUAAAGUCUUCGUCAAACGAUAGUCAAAUCAAAACCAUGUAAUUUUUUUUUAGAAUUAAAUCAAAACCAAGUAUUGAUCGUAUGAAUUGAUUUUUUUUUUUGCGUGUAUAAACAAGGUAUCUAAUCUUUUUUUUUAUAAUUCGGAUAAACCGACCUGAUCCGAUUAAAAAUAUAUUUGGUGUUUAAUAUGCAACUUAAAAUUAUAAUUUUAUUAUUUUUCUCCAACCACAUUUUCGUUAAUUGAUUUGCCUUCCUCUUAUUUGUUGCAUGUGAAAAAAAAACAGGAAGCUAUUUUUUUUAAGUUCGAAUAGUUCAAAUUGACAAUAUUAAAAUACGCAUAUAAGCAUAUGUUUGUUUAUUCGAGACAUAAACAAUAUAAUGUACCUGAAAUUUCUACUAUAUUCACUGGUGUCGAUAAAAUAAAUAAUUUUAUUUGAUCUUUCACGUUGUCAUCGAUUAUAAACCGUAAAAACUAAAUUCAAAAACAUGGGAUACGGACUACUUGGCAAGCCAUUAAGAGAAUUUUUAUCAAAAGAAAAAAAAAGAAGACAUUAAGAGAAUUAUUCUUCCAUCUAAGAUGUUCAGGGUUUACCAAUCAAAGGAUGAUGGUAGAUUGGAGUUUGUUUUUAAUUUUAAUCAUCAAGUAAUUAAAUUUAAAAAUUUCUGGUGUAAUCAUUGAUCAUUCGUUAGUCUUGAUAUUAUACUAAUGAAAAGUCAUUGGUUGGAGAAAAGUUGAAAGGAGCCCAUAAACGAAGACCAGCGAUGCUUCCUUCCACGUUACAAAACGAAACCAAGAGAACCUUUCUCUUCACUAUAUAAACCAUUUGCUCAUCAUCUUCUAACUACACAAAUUCUUCAAUAUCAAACAAUAAACAUUACAUAUAAUUUCCAUCUACUCUUCUUUUGUUCAUUCCAAACCCAGAGAAACACAAAGGUUGGAGAACUCAAGUGAAUUGAAAGAAGAUGGUUUUGUCUAAGACAGCUUCGGAAUCUGAUGUUUCAAUCCAUUCAACUUUUGCUUCUCGUUACGUCCGUACCUCUCUGCCACGAUUUGAGAUGCCUGAGAACUCGAUCCCAAAGGAAGCAGCGUACCAAAUCAUCAACGACGAGCUAAUGCUCGACGGUAACCCUAGGCUUAACCUAGCCUCAUUCGUGACCACGUGGAUGGAGCCAGAGUGUGACAAGCUCAUGAUGGAAUCCAUCAACAAGAACUACGUCGACAUGGAUGAGUACCCUGUCACCACCGAGCUUCAGAACCGAUGCGUCAACAUGAUCGCGCGUCUCUUCAACGCACCGCUCGGUGACGGUGAGGCUGCGGUUGGCGUCGGCACCGUGGGAUCAUCGGAGGCGAUUAUGUUGGCUGGUUUGGCCUUUAAGAGACAAUGGCAGAAUAAGCGUAAGGCUCAAGGGCUUCCUUAUGAUAAGCCCAAUAUCGUAACCGGAGCUAAUGUUCAGGUUUGCUGGGAGAAGUUCGCAAGGUAUUUCGAGGUGGAGCUUAAAGAAGUGAAGCUAAGAGAAGGAUACUACGUGAUGGACCCUGAGAAGGCGGUCGAAUUGGUAGACGAGAACACAAUCUGUGUUGCAGCCAUUCUCGGUUCAACGUUAACCGGAGAGUUCGAAGACGUUAAGCUCCUUAACGACCUCCUAGUCGAGAAAAACAAGCAAACCGGAUGGGAUACGGGGAUCCAUGUGGAUGCAGCGAGUGGUGGGUUUAUUGCUCCUUUCUUGUAUCCAGAGCUGGAGUGGGAUUUCCGGUUACCAUUGGUUAAGAGCAUAAAUGUGAGUGGUCACAAAUACGGUUUGGUUUACGCUGGAAUCGGUUGGGUUGUAUGGAGAACCAAAUCCGAUUUGCCUGAUGAACUUAUCUUCCAUAUCAAUUAUCUUGGCGCUGACCAACCGACCUUCACUCUCAACUUCUCCAAAGGUUCAAGUCAAGUGAUUGCUCAGUACUACCAGCUGAUUCGUCUUGGAUUCGAGGGAUAUCGCAACGUGAUGGAAAAUUGUCGUGAAAACAUGAUGGUCCUAAGACAAGGAUUAGAGAAGACAGGACGUUUCAACAUAGUCUCCAAGGAAAACGGUGUUCCAUUAGUGGCGUUUUCAUUAAAAGACAGUAGUCGCCACGACGAGUUCGAAGUGGCUGAGACUCUCCGUCGCUUUGGGUGGAUUGUUCCGGCCUACACGAUGCCCGCGGAUGCUCAACAUGUCACCGUCCUCCGAGUGGUGAUUCGAGAAGAUUUCUCUCGAACCUUAGCCGAGAGGUUGGUCGCAGACUUCGAGAAGGUGCUUCACGAGCUUGAUACGCUUCCGGCAAGGGUUCACGCUAAGAUGGCCAACGGAAAAGCUAACGGUGUUAAGAAGACUGAGGAGGAAACCACGAGGGAAGUUACUGCGUAUUGGAAGAAGUUUGUGGAGACAAAGAAGAGUAACAAGAACAGGAUUUGCUAAUGAAAUUUAAUGAAUUAAUGUUCUGUUGUUUUAUCCCUAAUAAUGCUCCCUUUGAAACCCUUUUCUCCCAUGCCAGCUGCUCAGAUUAUUUUUGGUUUCAAAUUUUCCUUUUUCAUGAUUUGAUGUUGAUGA
Messenger RNA from Brassica rapa (field mustard), 3457 nucleotides. Its product is annotated as glutamate decarboxylase 4. Gene Ontology annotation, biological process: L-glutamate catabolic process. Gene Ontology annotation, cellular component: cytosol. NCBI's taxonomy places the organism in Eukaryota, Viridiplantae, Streptophyta, Magnoliopsida, Brassicales, Brassicaceae. Gene Ontology annotation, molecular function: glutamate decarboxylase activity; pyridoxal phosphate binding. The record is from RefSeq and is a predicted model, not a curated record.